Molecule: messenger RNA, 813 nt
Organism: Phytophthora sojae
Lineage: Eukaryota; Oomycota; Peronosporomycetes; Peronosporales; Peronosporaceae
Exons: 3
Coding region: 1-813 (270 amino acids)
Source: RefSeq, a predicted model, not a curated record
AUGAAAUCUAUUUGUUCUCCUAGCCUUACUACGGACUCCUGCGCAACCGCUCACUCCCUCGAGAGCUUGGUGUUGCACGCACGAAGCAAACGGCUGCACGCUCGACCGGAGGCCGAACGCCUCGACGAUUUCUGGCCCGUGUUGCUGCGUGGAAGUCCUCCAGCCGUGCAGCUGCGACGACCGCUCGGUGGCAAGACCGAGGGAUCUUGGCAGCCCCGAUGGUUGCUCGAAGAAGAUGAUUUCGCCGAGUAUCUUGAGCUUGUCGACGCCUACAAGGCGGCAGCUGGUACGAUAAUUUCGGCGAGUAUGCGCUCUCUCGGCCUGCCUGCGGAGAUGGCCGCUGCACGUUCCAUGCGCUCGCUCAUGCUGUCGAUACCCUGGGGAUUCCUGCGUAGUGUUUCGAUGAUAUCGUCGGUUACUUCUACCGCGCACGCGCUGUUGCUGGGAACGCGAUCGCGUCGGAAGGUGUCGUGUGGUCCACCUUAUCGUCCUUCAUUCGGCAGGUUAACCUGUCUGCUCGUGGUGCUGGGCGCCCGUAGCACUGUGAAGACACUUCGCGUCAGCCAGACCCAGUUCCGGUUGUCUGGUGUGGAGACCUGCCUCGCGUUGGAGCACCUGAUGUUAACGCCCGAGGUGUACCUCUGCAUCGGCAUCCUGGCGGGGCCCCAGCGCAAGCCUCACGCGUUCAUGCUUCAGGUGACCACGGCUGGAUGCUUCGCCUCGGACGACAACGUCGCCCAGAUGCCCCUGCUCAAGUAUGCGUUCUCGUGGCUCGACCAACUUCGAUUUGUGUGCCGUGUCCUGAUUUGCUAG